This is a messenger RNA of Trichoderma atroviride IMI 206040, 1146 nucleotides long. RefSeq lists its product as uncharacterized. The record is from RefSeq and is a predicted model, not a curated record. NCBI's taxonomy places the organism in Eukaryota, Fungi, Ascomycota, Sordariomycetes, Hypocreales, Hypocreaceae.
GAGCGGGUCGAUCGCCAAAUGAUUCGACACCUGCUUGGUAAAUACUCAAGAGAAGAGCUAGGGCGAUUGCUACAAGAAGAAGGGCGCAUGUCACCAUCUUCAUCAUAUGAGGAAAGAUCUUUUAUGCUCUCCAGCAGCAACAUGUCCAGCGGCAGCUCGCACGACGAUUCAAACAUGUUCGAUUCAACAAGCAGUAACAACGCAUUCUCAGAUACGUCAUCCACAUGCGGAAGCAUCACUUCCAACGUGUCACCUCGAGCGAGUCACCGUCGCAAGCCCAACGCAAGCCCGUCGACAACUCGCGCCAGCAUAUCUCUUACUGAUGAGUCAUCAUGGGAUGUCGAGGAUGCUACACCUGCAGCAUCGGCUCCGAAGCAAAAGGGGUCAUUCACCUGCGGAUUCUGUCUUGAAGAAGGCAUUCAAAAGACAUGCACCCGCAAGAAUGACCUGAAGCGCCACAUGGAAGACUUUCAUCACACCAACGCACAGUGGUUCUGCCGCCACCGAGGCUGUCAAAUGGUGUUUGAUUGGCAAACCGCUUACAAGGCUCACCUGAAGAACUCUCAUGGGGGAUCGAGGAUGAACCUGGACGACGCCAAGGUUCCGCUUUGUCCCCAGACUGUCUUCGCAUGCGGCUUCGAGAACUGUCUCCAAGUCUUUGAGGCACCAAGCGACGUACACGCGGGCCCCACCUUCAAGGAGUACGUGAGCCACGUUGUCAAGCACUUUGACGAAGGCGCAAGCAGCGGCCAGUGGAGUUACUCGGCCAGGAUGCGGAAUCUGCUUAGACAAUCCAGCGUGCUGAACGCCUGGUCGCAGUCGCUGUGGCCAGAUGGUGACCCGAGCCGCCUGCGGUGGAACUCCCAAACCAGCAGCGUCCUGCGAAAACGCCUGGAGACGAGACAUCUUGGCGACCUCCAGUUUCUCGUUCAAUAUGCCAUUGCGCUGGGGUCAAGUCCCAAUGGUGCGAUUCAAAACUUUCGUGCGGACUUUGUGACCCCGAUCCGUAGUGAGUGCCGGAUGGCGAUCCAUGGCCACAGCAGGACCUCCGCAGCACCCACCCCCGACGCAGACCACAUGCAAUACAACAUGUCAACGGGUGGUGCCAACCCAGCAAUGAUUGCAUAUUACCAGCGGCACGCGUAC